Molecule: messenger RNA, 1803 nt
Organism: Fragaria vesca subsp. vesca
Lineage: Eukaryota; Viridiplantae; Streptophyta; Magnoliopsida; Rosales; Rosaceae
Exons: 2
Coding region: 1-1803 (600 amino acids)
Source: RefSeq, a predicted model, not a curated record
AUGAACCACUCAAGCGGUGCCGAUUCUCGCCGCCGUAAAACGACGUCGUUCCGGCGCCAGGCUUACCGAUCUCCGUCUAGUCCACUUCAGCACUGGAAGCUCGACGACAACAAAGCCACCGGAGGCUCCAAGGCCACUGCUCGGAAGCUCGCCGCCGGGCUUUGGCAGCUCCGCUUCAGCGAAAUUUCACGGCGUAAAGAGCUCAAUUCUGGCUCCGAUGAUCAUUUUCGAGCUCACGUUGAGCUUGAGUCGUCUUUGACAUGUCCGAAAUUGGGAUUGGAGAGGGCAACAAAGUGGGAUCAUUGCUGCUCAAAUGAAUCUGAUGACAUCCGUGGGUUGUAUGUGAAAGAUUGUCGAGUGAAUACUGUGUCUAUGGUUUGUUCAUUGAGUGAUGAACUGUUACAAGCUAGAUUGUGCAUUCGGGAGCUUGAAGUUAAGCAGAAAUCUUUUAGGAAGAAAGUCAAACACUUCUUAAGGAAGUUUGAAGAGGAAAGAGUAUCUUGGAAGCAUGGAGAUCGCGACAGAGAUGGUGCAGUUAUUAAGGACUUGAUGAGAGAACUAAGCAGGGAGAGGAGAAGUCGUCAACAGAUGGAAAAUCUCGGCACCAAUCUGAUCAGUCGGUUAGCAAAAGCAAAGUUGUCCGCAGACCACUUCAUGAAAACUUACGAGGAAGAGAAAAAGAACAGAAGAACUAUGGAACAAGUUUGUAGCGAACUAGCGGAAUACAUUAGAGAAAAUAAGGCUGAACUGAAGGCACUAAAAAGAGAAUCCAUGAAAGUUGUCGAUGAAUUGGAUGAAGAGAGAAAGAUGUUGCAGAUGGCUGAGGCUUGGCGUGAAGAACGAGUGCAGAUGAAGCUGAUUGAUGCAAAACUUGCUCUUGAAGAUAAGUAUCAUCAGGUGAACAAGCUGAUAACAGACAUUGAAACUUUCUUAAGGUCAAGGUUCACUACCCUGGAUAUGCCAGACUUGAGAAAGGCUGAGUUGAUCCUACAGGAAGUUAAGUCGUUAAAUAUUCAAGAUCUCGAGGAAUUUUGUAAUGUUUCUCUGAAAUCAGAUGAUAUAAUCUCUACUUUUGAAGCAUUCCAACCAUAUGAAGGUACACGGAGAGAGAAUAAACCUUUCAUUUGCCACAGUACUUCUAGUGAUGGUUCCGAAUUACAUCCAGUGAGUCCUGACAAUAAUCGGUUCAACAUAAACCCUUUGCCAAGUUACUCAAAUGAUCUCAACGGCUAUAGUAGUGGUGUGCAAGUAAGUGCUAGAGGUUGGGCAAACGGGAGUCAUGGUGAAGAUCAGGGUUCUUCUCAUUGCUUGAGAUGGCGUAAUUCCUCCAUUGUCAGGGAUAGCGAAUGCAGACAUGGGUCCAGGAACGUUGGUGAAUGUAAAGAUUCUGCAGGUCAAUCCUCUCCAGAUACUGAAAUCAUUGAAGUUUGCUCAGUAUUGGAGCAGCAAUCAGAGCAGAAGCCACCUUCUAUGUCAGAGCUUUGGAGAUCAUGCCCGGACAAUGGUGAAGUUUUUAAGAUACUUUUGGACGAGGACAAGAGGAGGCUUUCAAGUGGGGUGACAUCAUGUUUGCGAAGAAAUGCUGAUAGUAGGCUGACUGAACAUGAGACCAGACACCGGAAUUCAAAUGAACUUCUGCUCCCACCGGGCAUAGCAAAUCCACACAUCACACGAGGGAUGCAAGGACGCAUUCAAUGGCCGCGAGCUGGCCAAAAGAACAGUUCAAAUGCAAAGGUUUUGGAAGCAAAAAUAGAAAGCCAGAGAUCUCAACUGCGCCAUGUUUUUAAACAGAGGUUUAUGUGA